Messenger RNA from Dracunculus medinensis (Guinea worm), 537 nucleotides. NCBI's taxonomy places the organism in Eukaryota, Metazoa, Nematoda, Chromadorea, Rhabditida, Dracunculidae. The record is from the annotation of a GenBank genome assembly.
AUGUCGGAAUCAGUUUCAAAUAAUUUAAACGAAAAUGCACCAAUUGAUGAAAGAAAUAAAAUUGACUCUUCAGUUUUGUCAACGCCACGUCGAGCAUUUGGCGACAUGAAAAAUGCUUUUGUGACUCCCAGCAGGUCAACGAACUGCAAAAAUACAAAUAUUAUAAAGAAAAUUAAAAAUGAUUUUGAAGUUUUCGAAGAAAAAGAUGAAACGGUCGAUUAUCUAUCAAAAAAAUGUGAAAGUGACGUUAAAAAAGAAAGUUCUGAAGAGCAAUUUAAUCGAAUCGAUCCAGAUGCACCAGUGGAUACCGUUACCUUCUCGGACGAUUCUGAUGAUUUUCUUGCUCCUGAAUUUGAACGAGAUGGCAAUAUUGUGGAUUUAUUUUGCGAUAUGCUUAUGGAUGAUCGAUUAAAUCAGUGCAUCUUUUCUCACUGGUUAACUCACGAACAAAUGGAUUUAUUGAAAAAUGGCAAACCGUUGUAUAAUGGCCCUUUGGAUUUGAGAAUUUUGCACGUAGACCCUAAACAUUUAUUCUAA